UGAUUCAGCGCUGAAAUUGAAAUAUUUGAAAUUGGAACUCUAGGCAGGGAGACGAGGUUGGGGCAGUGACGGGUAUUUCUGGGAGAUCGGCGGAAGGUGUUUACGUGACAGAACCGCAGUGAGUUUGCGAUUGUUUUGCCGUAUUUCUUUAUUGCUCUUCCUAUUCUGCCUGUUUCCAGUCUAAAUUGAAAUUACUAUCAGGUUAUUGAGGGCAAUAACUCUGGCAACCAUGAACACUUAUCAGACCCUCAGGAAUAUUUCUUUUUUGAGUCAUUCUUUGAAGAUGGAGACAAGACGUCCGCCUCUGAAGCGUUUAUGUCCAGACUCUGGAAAUGAAUCUCCUAGGAAGAAACGUUUCACAACACUAGAAGACGAAUCUGAGAACUGUGACCCAAAAUUUUCUGAAGGGUCAGAGUUUGUCUCCAGAGCAAGCUGGUCUUCCCUACUACGAAUAGCAGAAAAGGAAAUAAAACCAGACACUCCGGCAAUCCCUUCUAUAAGAUCCAGGAUACAGAUGCUGACAGACAUAAGCAAAGAUGUGAAGCAAGACCCUGAAGGUUUUUCUGAUGGACUAGGUGAAAAAUCAUGGACAGAUAACUUACAGGAUUCAUCUCUGUUCUCAGAGCCUGAAAAGAGGAGAGAAACUGAAGAGAUUAAAGGUCAUCCAGAUGUGCGUUCUGUGUUAGAGAAAUUCGAGUGGAAACCAGAUUUUGAAAAUAAUCUGCCUCUGCCUUUGGCUGAGAGCACAAUUGCUCGUCGCAGUCAUCAUCAGUGUGAGGAAGAUGAGCCUUCAAGUGAGGGAACUGUUAGACGCCUUCGCAAGGAGCGGGAUGAGGAGCUGGCUAUGGUGUGCUCAAUGCUUGAUCGCAAAAAUCCCUGGAGAGCAGAGUCCAUGAGACACAGUCAAAAGCAGAAUGUUGAUCAGUUAAAUACAGAUUAUGCAAAAGAAAGGAGAAAGAGGAGAAGAGUGAAAACAGGUCGUGGAAAUGUAAAAAUGGGCCCCAUCCAUGAUACAGAGACUGACUCAGGUGCAUCAGACUCUGGGGAACUGUCUCUGGAAGGUAGUGAAGGGGUGCUAGAUAACUCAGAUGAUCGCUAUAUUUCUUCAUUGGAGGUCAAACUUCAGAGCACUCUAAACUCUGAUUCAUGUGAUGGAGGCAUCCCAUUGCAACAAGAGGGCACAAUGUCACCAUCCUGUAAUCCACAAGAGGCAAAAGAUCCAAAUCAAGGUAGGAUUUAUUCUGAUGACUCUGAAGAGGUCAGGGGCCAGGUAACAAUGGAUAAUUCCGCAUUCAUUGACCGUUUGUUUGAAGGGGUCCUUGACAGCAGCAAUGAAUCAGCAUAUGAAUUGUCAGAGAGAGAGCUGGAUUUACCCCCAGUCUCUCUAUUAUCUCCUCUCACUAAGUCUAUAGCUCUGCAGGCAGCCAUCAGCCCUUUGAAUUCUGUUGUAUCCAGUUUACCUGAGUUGCUGGUGGAACCUCCAGUCACACCAGUGCCAAAUACUCGAGAUGACUCUCCCCUCCUCUACAGCAUUGAUGCUUAUCGUACUAUGCGGAGAAAUGCGCAAGGGGAGCUUGCUUUGCAAACCAUUACAAAGAUGAACUACCUUUCCCCCGAGAAAACUCUCAAAGCCCAAGUUGAUGGAGACUCAAAAGAAAAAAUAAAGUUACUAAGUAAGGAAGUUUCAGCACUCCAGCGUAUCGUAGAGCAAGCUUGUCGUGCACUGAGCUGCUGUGUGGAUGCUGAGCAUGGGAAAGGAACCCGGCAAGAGGCUGAAGCAGAACGGUUACUGCUGGUGUCCAAUGAGAAGAGGAAGGCACUGCUAAAGGAAAUAGACAGAUUAAGGGGAGAAAGUGCAGAAGAACCUUUAUCUUGUCCCUCUUCAGGAAACUUAAAGCCUUGCAGGGGUUCUGUUACAGUCACUGACAUUCGGCUUCCCCUGAAGGUUGAUUAUGUGUGCUCAAACAUUCGUGAAUCAGGCUAUCCAAGCCACUACUUCCUGAUACUCAUACGUUUUGGAUCACAUGACAUUGUGGCCACACCUCUUGCAAGUGCUGCUGAUGCACAGACAGGGGAUACAAUCCCAUUUCCUACAACAGUUACUUUGAAAGACAUAUCAUCUGAUUUCAAAAUCGAUAUAGAGGUUUACAGCCUGGCACAAGGGGGAGCAAUUACAAUAAUGGACAAGCGUAAAACUUUAAAGCCUAAGCUCACUCCAAAGAAACUUCUUGGCUCUAGGAAAUCAAGUUUGAAUUCCCCUGGUGAGUGGCAGUGCCCUGAUGGCGCUUAUAGUCCUGCUGUUGGCAACAUUGUGAGAUCCAGUAACUUCCUACUUGUUGGAUCCCUGACACUUUCUUUGGACUCUCUGGGCAAGUUUAAGUUUCCUCUUGAAAAGAUGAAGUUGGAAGGCAAACUCGGGCGCAUUCUUGGGAAUCAUUUUCAGGAUAAGGUUCCUUUCUUAUCACCACUAGAGGGAAACCUGUAUAUUAAGCUGCAGUGCCAGAGUCACUCAACUGUACAACGCAGUGGCUUCCUUACGAUGUUUGAGGAUGUUAGCGGUUUAGGAGCUUGGCACAGACGCUGGUGUGUGUUGUCCUUAAACCAGCUAUCCUUCUGGACAUACCCUGAUCAGGAGGCAUUAAAAGAACCAUUGAGUCGAAUAAACCUUGCAAACUGCACUAGUGCCAAAAUUGAACCAGCAAAAAGGGAGGUAUGUGCCCGUCCCAACACCCUGGAACUGAUCACUAUGAGGCCACAGCGAGAAGAUGACACAGAUACCUUGGUAACCCAGUGCCGCAACACCCUAUGCUUCACCAAGAACUGGCUGACUGCUGACACUAAGGAGGAACGAAACCAGUGGAUGGAGGCUCUGAACCAAGUUUUGGUAGAUCUUCGAACAUGGAAAUGUGGUUCUGCAAGGGUCUCUCCCCAGAAACCACUGCAGUCUCCAAACUCUUAAUCCACACAAGGAAAAGAUUGCUAACUUUAGCAACGUUGUUUUUACUGCAUAUUAAGUUGUAUUUCAGCAUCUAAGCUCUUAUUAACUUCUCAAGAAAUGUAUUGACUAAGCUGCUAGACUUUCUCAAAAGAUUUGCUUGCAGUGACCAUUUUUAUCCCUUUUUUCCUGUUCCUUAGGUCUGCUGCACAGUAACACUUUCAGGCACUUUAACAAGGUCAUUUAAAAAUCACAUUUGCCAUUCUAUCAUCUCUACCAGCAUCAAAUGAACUUGUUGGGGGGGGGGGUGUAAAUGAUGCAAAUAUUGUUUGUUACAAUUGCCAAUUGUUCUGUGGGUUAUUGAGGAAAAGAGAAACAAAGGGUACUGGCGUUUGAAGUUCAACUUGUGCAGUGCCACAUACUCGCUUGUUUAGAAGGUACUUUUCUGCAUCGCUUUAUAGACCCUAUUACUUUAUAAUGAAGGUUAUAUUGUAGAAUUUUUAUUUUAACUCUAAAACUGCAGUUAUCAGUUUAGUGAAUGCCUUAGUCUCUGUUUUCCAUGGUGCAAUGUAAUCACCCAUGUAUUUUUGGGGUCUGUAUUGGAAACUAACUGUUAAAGAUAUAUAGGUAUAAUAUAUUAAAAUCUAAGAUGAGCCUCACUUUAUAGGUAUCUGGUUAGCAAAUGGUUUGUCUCACACAGUUUGCACUUUAUUUCUGCUCAGAAGAAAAAUAUUCUUGUUUUGAUACCAACCAUUUAGUAGUCAAAUGUCUUUCCCUUGGCCAACAGCACUGCCUGGCAGAAUCCAUUACACAAGUGGUAAGGACAUAAGAGCAAUUUUGAGUGUGCAUCUUUUGCUUUGAACAACAUUUUUUUGUGUUCAUCCUAUGCUAAGGUUACCAGAUCACAUGCAAAAUCAGGAGCAUGUAAAUGCAAGUUACUGGGCAGCAGUUAAAAUGGUUACUUCUAGAUCUUCUAGUGGGAUAUGCUCUGUAUCCCUGAUUUUGUUUUUUCAAUGUACGUGGUAACUUUCUCUUACACUACACCUAUCACCUAUACAUGUUUUAUGUUGAUGUAUUUUUUUUGUCUGUAGAUGUGAUUCGUACAAUCAUAUAAUGAACAGAUAAAUCCAAACACUAUGUACACUAAUGACAACUGAUUAUUUGUGAUUUUAAUGUAAUGUUGCUUAUAAAAUAAAUAAUUCAAAAAACA
This is a messenger RNA of Xenopus laevis (African clawed frog), 4145 nucleotides long. It is a transcript of the gene anln2.L, whose product is annotated as anillin-like. Lineage: Eukaryota; Metazoa; Chordata; Amphibia; Anura; Pipidae. The coding region runs from base 230 to 2959 and encodes 909 amino acids. The record is from RefSeq and is a predicted model, not a curated record. The transcript has 27 exons.